Messenger RNA from Gadus chalcogrammus (walleye pollock), 2199 nucleotides. Its product is annotated as E3 ubiquitin-protein ligase RNF38-like. The coding region runs from base 185 to 2131 and encodes 648 amino acids. NCBI's taxonomy places the organism in Eukaryota, Metazoa, Chordata, Actinopteri, Gadiformes, Gadidae. The transcript is spliced from 13 exons. The record is from RefSeq and is a predicted model, not a curated record.
CGUCCGGCUAGCUCCAGCUUCCUGUUGUUAGCCUGGUGAGCUAAGACGCUCGGAAGGGACUCGGGUCUGAGGAGCCUCGACCAUCUGAAGGAAAGGAGGUGGGUGACGGGACACCGAACUGUCAUUAGGAAUAACAUCGGUCCGUCCACCGCCCUCGUCCCGGCCGCCCCCGCCCGUCUCCGCCAUGGACCCCCCGAGGACUCGGUCGCUUUCACGUUCUGGCUUUUAUCAUUUCGGCAUGAACAGCAGCGGCGCAACAAAUGGCAACAACACGAACACGGUCGGUAACGGAGCCGUGAUGAUCAACGCCGGCGGAGGGGGGAACUACUCGCAGCAGAGCAACAACCCCGGCUGGGCGACGCACCACGGGGGACGCGUCUACCCGGAGAGCCAGCAGCAAACCCCGGGGAGCUACCUGGGGCCGGGGCCACAGAGGCACUCUUCCAACGGAGCUCACAGACACCAAGGCGCUGGGGGAGUGCUCCACUUCCACCCAGAGAACAUGUGCAGUGAGGACCGCGACAAGAUGGAGGACAGCCCGAGCCCCAAACGCCCGCGUCUGUCCCAGCAGUCCAUGUUGGACCUAAGCACCACCCCCCCCUCCAAUCCCUCCUCUCCCAUUCGUCCUUGGGAGCUCCCGCCCAGCCGCCGGCCACACCCUCACUACAUGCCUGAGAGGUGCCACACACCUGUUCGCAAUCGCCGCAGUCCUCCAAUGAGACGGCAGCGUGGUCGCAGGGACCGCCUCGCCCGCCACCACCACCAUCACCACCACCACCACCACCACCACCCGCACAACCCCCACCCCCACCCCCCCCAUCACCACUACAACAACAACAACGGCGGCGGCGGCGGCAACAACAACAACAGCAACCACCACCUCCUGCCGCACCACCAGCACAGCCUCCACCCCCACCCCCACCACGGCCCGUCGGUCGGCCACCAGGACGAGAACUACCGGCUCCCGGCCCCCCCGCCCAGCUACGCCCCGCCCUACAGCCAGACCCCCCGGGAGGAGCGGCCUGGCUACCACCCCCCCAACCUGUCCCCGCGGCCCCUCCACCACUCCCCCACCCUGUCCCCCCGCCUGCUGCACCACCCCCACCACGGCCAGCAGAGCAGCAUGGUGCUGGACCUCCACGAGCAGGGUUCUCCUCCGGUGUCAUACCCCAUGUCUCCACCGGGGGCGCCGCCGGGCCUGCCCCCCCGCUCCGCCCCCCAGCAGCUGCCAGCGUGUUCGGUGGUCUUCAGCGGACAGCACUACCCGGUCUGCAACAUCCCCCCUCCUCCGGUCCUCCAGACCUGCUCGGUGCAGCACCUCCCCGUGCCCUACCCCUUCCCCUCGCUGCUCUCCAGCGACCCGGCCUUCCUCCUCCCCUCUCCCCACCUCCAGCACCCCCCGACCCACCACCACCACCACCACCACCUCUCCCACCACCCCCCCCACCUCGCCCAGCCCGCCCAGUUCGGACCCUACCCCACCCAGCAGGCACGCUCGCCGUUGCAGCGGAUCGAGAACGAGGUGGAGUUGCUGGGCGACCACCUGUCCCUGGGGGCGGGGCUCCACUACCCCUCGCCGCCCCACCCCGCCCUCGCCACGCAUUCCGCCCAGCUCCACUUCCUGUCCCACGACCCGCUGCCGCAGGAGUUCUUCGGCGUGUCGUAUCCAAACUUCAUGCCCCGGCGGAUCCAGGGCCGACGGUACCGCUCCCAGCAGCCACUGCCGCCCUCGCCUUACCACCCCAGCUUCCUGCCUUACUUCCUGUCCAUGCUGCCCGUCCAGACCACCGGCCCGGCCAUCAGCCUGGAGCUGGACGUGGACGACGGGGAGGUGGAAAACUAUGAGGCCCUGCUGAACCUCGCUGAGCGGCUGGGCGAGGCCAAGCUGCGGGGCCUGACCAAGGGGGACAUCGAGCAGCUGCCGUCCUACAGGUUCAACCCCAACAACCAGCAGUCUGAGCAGACGCUGUGUGUGGUGUGUAUGAGUGACUUUGAGUCUCGCCAGCUGCUCCGGGUCCUGCCCUGCAGCCACGAGUUCCACGGCAAGUGUGUCGACAAGUGGCUCCGGGCCAACAGGACGUGCCCCAUCUGCCGUGCCGACGCCUCGGAGGUGCAGCGUGACUCUGAGUGACCACCAGGGGGAGACUGACACUGUUACUGUCCGUCACAUUUCAUCACUGCCCCAGUGAUCUCCCUCGC